ACUUGAUCCGCCCACCAAUACCUGCCCUGGUCCUUCCAUCCACGGAACAUGCUGGACAGGUGAGAAGGCGUUCAAGACAAGUGGAAGGUCAACUGAGAGUGUCCAAAGCUCCGUCUACUUCUUAAAUUGUAAGACGAUAAUGGUAGGGAUAACUUAAAGAGGGAGAUGAGAGGAUAUGCUUCCCUGCAAGACAUUAAUUGCGAUCUUUACACCUUAAAUUGCAAUCACAUCGGAGCCCAGAUCCAUACCCUUGACUGAUUAACACUAUACGAACCAUCUCGAUUGUGGUACAAGUUUAAGACCAUCAUUUUCCCUGUGGUGAACUUUUUAUUAAACAAAGCACUGUAUUAUUGAUGCGUUGAUGAAACGCCCCGAAGAGGAGAGAAAUUCAAGAAACCUCCCAGUUGACUUCAACGCAGCAUUAGCCUAGCCAGCCAUACUAAAACGUUGAGAACACACAUCCACAUAUCCUCACGGGUGGUCCUGACAUUGACUCCUGCUUUGCACGUGAAAGUGCACAAUGGUAAAAAUAUUCAUUGGGAAUUUAGCUGCGGAGACGACCACCGAUGACCUACGCUCUCUGUUCUCCCAGUAUGGCAAGAUUGCAGAGUGUGACAUUGUCAAGAACUUUGGCUUUGUCCACAUGGAUGACAAGUCGGAGGCGGAGGAGGCCAUUCGUAACCUCCACCACUAUGAGCUGAAUGGCCAGCCCAUGAAUGUAGAAUUGAGCCGCGGCAAAUCCAAAGCUUCAACUAAGCUACACGUCGGUAACAUUGCCUGCACCAACCAAGAGUUACGGGCCAGGUUUGAGGAAUAUGGCGCUGUGUUGGAGUGUGACAUAGUGAAGGACUAUGCCUUUGUUCACAUGGAGAGAAUGGAUGAUGCGUUGGAGGCCAUCAAUAAAUUAGACAACACUGCCUUCAAAGGCAAACUGAUGAGUGUGAAGCUUUCCACUAGCCGCCUGCGCACCGCGCCGGGAAUGGGAGAGAGAUCGGGUUGUUAUCGUUGCGGGCAGGAAGGCCACUGGUCCAAAGAGUGCCCUCUAGAUCAAAACGGUUACCCAGAAAAUGGCUCAGAGCCACAGUCCGACGGAUACAGUGCUGCUGGGUUUGUUGGGCGUGGCGGCGGCGGCGGCGGCGGCGGCGGCAGCUGGGGUUACCAUCCGGGCUUCGGCGGUGGUCAGGAUUUCGCUGGCGGCUAUGCUCCUGUACAUGAUUAUUCCCGGUAUUCCAGUCCUGGCGGUGGCGUGGCGGGGUACGGCAGGGGCUUCGAGAGCGCUGUGAGUUACGGGGUGCCCCCGGGUUACAGCUAUAGCGCCGCAGCGGAUCAUAGCGUGGCUCGGAUGUACGGCAGCGGAGCAGCUUACGCGGGCGGCGGCGGCGGCGGCGGCGGCUCACUCUAUAGCGCGGUGCCUGGCUACCCGGCGCGGCAGCCCCCUAGCGACGAAAGGGACCCGUACGGUGUCAUGGACUUCUACGAGAAGUACAGGGCUCACCCAUACGGAGCCGGCUAUUACGAGGUCCCCUUGGCGGCGCCAUCCCCCCCUCCGCCUCCUUCCGCCGCUAUAGCGCGGGAACGUGUGCCACGCUCGAGCAUCGACCCCUACGAGUGCCCUCCCCUCCCUGCUGCGGCGGCCCCGGUCACCUCAUACUACGCCCGUGACCGAAGUCCCAUUCGGAAAGUGCCCCCCGAGCCCGAGAGGUACGGCUUUGAGCAUUCGCGGGCCGCCUCGAUGGCCUCCCUCCCGAGAAGCACGCCCUUUGACCUCUCGCGGGAUACCUAUGCUGAGCGGGCGCGCUAUGCCUACUAGCGAUGCGACUCUGCUAACGGGGCCACCGGCAUUUAGUUCUUAAUGUAGCCCAUGAAACACAGGAGUAAGUAUGAGAGUUGACUGUUCACAUAAGCUGGGUUAUCAAUGAGGAAAGCCACAUUGAAAUACUGCAUAUAAGCUUCAUAUGAUUGACUCGUAGCUGUCUGUUGUGGUAUGCUCUGAGUCUUUGCAGGUGAUGUCCCAACAUGUGGGACGACUACUCAUUUGCAUUACUCCGUCUUUCUUAUGAUACCAUUUUUGAAUGACAUGUUACUUUUUUAGUGUAAUACAUUGUGUUUUUCUCAGUGAAGCUAAACUUGUACAUAUAUACUCGUUGGAUAACACUAACAAAUAAUAAUCCAUGUAGAAGCAUGUUUUAAAGGUGACCUGCUACACAUUUGAAUCAUGGUUUACUCUAGCUUUUUAACCUGUGACCAUUUGUUUUGUGCUGUUUAUCUGCCCCUUUGAGAGGUUAUACAGAGUAAGAAUUUGUGUUUGUGAAGCAAAACCCCAAACUGAAUCAGGGGCUGAAUAAGUGACCUAAUUUUGUUUGUUAAAAGCAAAAAAUUGUUGCGUGACGUUUGUUUAAUAUAAAUAUGUGAAACCUGACCUGAUCCUUGUGUUUAACUAGUUUUUUUUUAAGGAUAGUAGAAUAAAUUAUUUUUCCCUCUGA
This is a messenger RNA of Gadus morhua (Atlantic cod), 2483 nucleotides long. It is a transcript of the gene rbm4.1, whose product is annotated as RNA binding motif protein 4.1. The record is from RefSeq and is a predicted model, not a curated record. Lineage: Eukaryota; Metazoa; Chordata; Actinopteri; Gadiformes; Gadidae. The transcript is spliced from 3 exons. Gene Ontology annotation, cellular component: nucleus. The coding region runs from base 521 to 1810 and encodes 429 amino acids. Gene Ontology annotation, molecular function: zinc ion binding; mRNA binding.